UAUUUCGAACUCCAACACGACGUGUCAAUUUAUGAAAUACUUUAGGUAUAUGGUGGGUCUAUCCUUGGGACAGUAUAAUGGACAUUGUUUUGUACAAGUGUCCGUGUUAGCGCUUCCGUACCACUAGAGUCCUAUAAAGGCAGCAACUGUCACCCCCUUCUUGAACGUUGAUCAGUAGGUCUGUAGAGCUUAACGUGCAAGUCCCUGACUGAUUAGCAAGCUUUCUAACACGAUGGCAAGUGUUGAAACAUCGUCCAGCAGGCCCUACCAUAUCAUUAUUUUCGGAGCUUCUGGUUUUACUGGUCAGUAUGUGGUCGAGGAGGUGGCACGAACGGUCUCGGAGGGUCCGAGUGGGACCCUGAGAUGGGCUGUCGCCGGCAGAAGCAAGGCGAAACUGGAGAAAGUUCUGGAGCAGGCGGCCGGCGCACUGAGUAAACCAGAGCUGAGGACAGUAGACAUCAUUGUGUCAGAUGUAAAAGAACCAGACUCAUUGGCAGCAAUGUGCAAACAGGCUGUGAUUGUCCUCAACUGUGUGGGGCCUUACAGGUUCUAUGGUGAACCGGUAGUCAAGGCCUGUGUAGAGAAUGGAGCCCAUUGCCUUGACAUCUCUGGGGAGCCUCAGUUUCUUGAGGGCAUGCAACUGAACUACCACAGCGAGGCAGCUAAGAAGGGAGUGUACAUCGUAGGAAGCUGUGGCUUUGACUCCAUCCCUGCUGACAUGGGAGUCCUCUAUACCAGGGACCAGUUCAGGGGUACACUGACGGCAGUUGAAAGCUUCCUCACGGCCAGUGCAGGACCAGAGGGCGCCAGCAUCCACGACGGUACAUGGCAGUCGGCCAUUUACGGUGUCGCUGACGGCGCCAGUCUCCGCAGCCUCAGGAGGAAGUUCAAAUACCAGCCACUUCCUGUAGUUGGGGCUAAGAUUAAACGACGGAGCGCCCUGUUCUACAGCAAUGAAGUGCAGCAGUAUGCGGUGCCCUUCAUGGGCACAGACCCGUCUGUAGUGAAGAGAACACAGCGCUUUCUGGCCGAGGAGCAGCAAGAGUCGCCCGUCCAGUAUGGUGCAUAUGCAGGAGUAGGAGGAGUGGGUAACAUCAUCAAGAUGCUGGUUGCUGGCAUGAUGUUCAUGUUACUGAUCAAGUUCAACUUUGGACGCAACCUACUCAUCAAGUACCCAGAAUUCUUCUCCUUUGGUUUCUUCACAAAGGCCGGACCAACCAAAAGUCAGAUGAAGGACUCAUCCUUCCAGUUUGCCUUCUACGGAGAAGGUUACACCGAGGGAAAAGACCCUUCCCAGGGAAAACCUGAUGGCAAGAUUCGUACUCUGGUCCAGGGGCCCGAGGCUGGGUAUGUAGCUACCCCCAUCGCCAUGGUACAGGCAGCGCUCACCAUCCUCAAUGAACCCAAUGCUCUGCCCAGGACGGGAGGAGUCUACACUCCCGGAGCAGCUUUCGGCAAGACUACGCUGAUCGACCGCCUCCACAAACAUGGCAUCCAGUUCUCCGUGAAAUAGACGUUGACUCCUAAACGAUAAUAGUGUAGACCCAAAUGAGUACAAGAACGAGAAGAUGGAUUUAGCUUGAGUCCGGGCUCCGGAGACGUCCGUUUCCUCCCCUUCUGAUAUCAUUUGAUUACCGUAGAUUACCGAGUCUCAUUUGGUUGAACAUGCCAUUGACCUUCUGCCAAAUGGACCGCAUGCCCAUUGCAUCAUAUGUUUACCGGAGAAAAACUGGCAUGAAAUAGGUCUAAAAAACGAAUGUAAAAAAUAUUUGGAACUCAACUAAUUCCUCUCAUCAUAUCGCCACACUGUUCUAUAUAAUUAAGUAAAUUGUGUGUGUUUGUGUGUGAGACUUUGCCUCUAAACCAUACCAAAAUAAAUCCCUUAGGUGACCCUUGUGUCAGCUUGCAUAAAUGUUUACAAAGAAAUAACAUGCAGGAUUGAAUUUUUUUAUUUUGUGUUCUGGAAGUGGAACACCCUUCUGACUAUAACACUAUAAAAGUGUACACUGGAGGGCAGUGCUGAGGCUUAAUCAUCGGGUGCAUAUGUGUUUGCCCUCUGUUUAUUAUAUAUGGUUCAAUUGGAAAGGCAGAUAGAGGGAUAUGGAAAUGUGCCCCUCUCAUCAGUGCUUAUACAUGCCUGGCUAAAUGCCCUGGCCUGCUUUCAAUAAUAAACUACAUUUUUUGCAAAACAGUUAUCACAGGAUAUGUUUUAACAUGCUCAUUCCUUGAAAGAAACGACAUUGAAAUGCAUUGACCUAGUGUUUAAAACCUGUAUGUGUAUAAAAAAAAUGGAUAUAUUAAACACAAGUGUCGACAAA
Messenger RNA from Gadus macrocephalus (Pacific cod), 2318 nucleotides. RefSeq names its product saccharopine dehydrogenase-like oxidoreductase. Lineage: Eukaryota; Metazoa; Chordata; Actinopteri; Gadiformes; Gadidae. Bases 233 to 1513 code for a protein of 426 amino acids. Gene Ontology annotation, cellular component: plasma membrane; mitochondrion; lipid droplet. The record is from RefSeq and is a predicted model, not a curated record. The transcript has 13 exons. Gene Ontology annotation, biological process: glycolipid biosynthetic process.